Molecule: messenger RNA, 2255 nt
Organism: Cyprinus carpio (common carp)
Lineage: Eukaryota; Metazoa; Chordata; Actinopteri; Cypriniformes; Cyprinidae
Product: multiple epidermal growth factor-like domains protein 10
Biological process (GO): apoptotic cell clearance
Molecular function (GO): Notch binding
Source: RefSeq, a predicted model, not a curated record
AUGUCAGGCGAGUGUUUGUGCAGCCCGGCUGGUCGGGCUCUGUACUGUAACGAGACGUGUGCUCCUGGUUUAUACGGCGAGGCGUGUCAGCAGAUCUGCCGCUGUCAGAACGGAGCCGACUGCCACAGUGUGAGCGGGGAGUGUGUCUGUGCACCCGGAUUCAAGGGCUCAGAUUGCUCCGCUCCCUGUCCCGCUGGCAGCUAUGGCAUCAACUGCAGCUCAGUGUGCUCGUGUAAGAACGCAGCUGCUUGCUCCCCCAUCGAUGGAUCCUGCUCCUGUCAAGCAGGGUGGCAUGGGGUGGACUGCUCCGUUAACUGCCCCAGCGGCUGGUGGGGUCUGGGCUGUAACCUGACGUGUGUGUGUGGGAACGGAGGCGCCUGCAGCGCUCUGGACGGGAGGUGCUCCUGUACCCCGGGCUGGAGAGGAGACCGCUGCGAUCAACACUGUCAGGACGGGACGUAUGGACUGGACUGUCGUGAGCGCUGUGACUGCAGUCAUGCGGACGGAUGCCACCCCUCCACCGGACACUGCCGCUGUCUGGCCGGAUGGACAGGCAUUCACUGUGACAGUGUGUGCGCCGAGGGCCGCUGGGGGCCCAACUGCUCUCUGUCCUGUAACUGUAAGAACGGAGCGUCGUGUUCACCGGAUGAAGGUGCGUGCGAGUGUGCACCUGGAUUCAGAGGAACCACCUGCCAGCGCAUCUGUUCUCCGGGUUUCUUUGGCCACCGCUGUAGCCAGGCCUGUCCGCACUGCAUCCACAGCAGUGGCCCCUGUCACCAUGUGACCGGCCAGUGUGACUGUCUGCCCGGGUUCAAAGGGGCGCUCUGCAACGAAGUUUGUAGUGGUGGGUUGUUUAAGAACUGUGCGUGGAGCUGCACCUGCACUAAUAACGGCACAUGUAACCCCAUCGAUGGCUCAUGUCAGUGUUACCCCGGCUGGAUCGGCAGUGACUGCUCACAGCCGUGUCCCCCGGGUCAGUGGGGUCCCAACUGCAUCCACACCUGUAACUGUCACAACGGGGCUAUCUGCAGCGCCUAUGACGGCGAGUGUAAGUGUACGGCCGGCUGGACGGGGCUGUACUGCACACAGCGCUGUCCGCUGGGCUUCUACGGCAAGGACUGUGUUCAGGCGUGUCAGUGUGAGAACGGCGCAGACUGCGAUCACAUCUCCGGUCAGUGCACCUGCCGCACUGGCUUCAUGGGACGCCACUGUGAACAGAAAUGUCCUGCAAGUACGUACGGAUACGGCUGUCGACAGAUGUGCGACUGUCUCAACAACUCCACCUGUGAUCACAUGACUGGCACCUGCUACUGUAACCCCGGCUGGAAAGGCAUGCGCUGUGACCAGGCCGGCGGGAUCAUCGUAGGGAAUCUCAACAGCUUGACGAGCGCCGCUGUGCCUGUGGACUCGUAUCAGAUCAGUGCAAUCGCAGGAAUCAUCGUUCUGGUGCUCCUCGUGCUCAUCCUCCUGCUCCUCUUCAUCAUUUACCGCAAGAAACAGAAAGGCAAAGAAUCCACGAUGCCUGCGGUCACAUACACACCUACCAUGAGGGCCAACACCGAUUACGCCAUCGCAGAGGCGCUCCCGCAGACUGACGUCCUUCCCAACAGUAACUAUUUCUCCAACCCCAGCUACCACACGCUGAGCCAGUGCAGCAGCCCGCCUCACGUCAAUAACCUGCCCUAUGGAAAGCCAAAGAACAAUCAGUUGUUUGUGAAUGUGAAGAAUGCUGAGCCGAGGAAACGUCCAUCCCCGCUGGAUCACACAGGAACUCUACCGGCCGACUGGAAACAAGGAGGAUCCUUCAAUGAGCUCGGAGCUUAUGGAGUUGACAGGCAUUACAUGGGAAAGUCACUGCGAGAUCUGGUGAGGAGCGUGCCCUAUCACACCAGCUCCAGCUCUCUAAACAGCUCAGAGAACCCUUAUGCCACCAUCAAAGACCCUCCUCUGCUGUUGACCAAGAGCUCGGAGUGCGGCUAUGUGGAGAUGAUGUCUCCCGCUCAUAGAGACGCGCCGUAUACUGAGAUACAUGCCUCCAGCCCUGCCAACAAAAACGUCUAUGAAGUUGAGCCGACCAUCAGUUCUGUCCACACACUCUCUAACAACAACUGCAACGGGCCAUUUUGUCAAGAUCCAUACGACCUACCAAAGAACAGCCACAUCCCGUGUCACUACGACUUGCUUCCCACGAGAGACAGCAGCCCCUCGCCCCUUGAGGACACAGACAGCAAAUAAACCGAGAGACUUCAGUGAUU